Prunus dulcis (almond) is the source of this 3156-nucleotide messenger RNA. Its product is annotated as protein trichome birefringence-like 4. The record is from RefSeq and is a predicted model, not a curated record. Gene Ontology annotation, molecular function: O-acetyltransferase activity. The transcript has 5 exons. Bases 175 to 2019 code for a protein of 614 amino acids. Lineage: Eukaryota; Viridiplantae; Streptophyta; Magnoliopsida; Rosales; Rosaceae. Gene Ontology annotation, cellular component: Golgi apparatus.
UUGAAAUCAACCAAACCCAAAACUCCGUUGUGUCUUCUCUACCAUCUCUUUCUCCCUUUUUCAGGCAAGUCAGGGUUGUCAUAAAGCAGACUCACAUCAGACCCUUCUUCCCUGUCCUCAGUUAGUUUUUAUUGUUGAGUUACAGAAGCAACAAAAACACCAAGUUAUAUAACAAUGGCGGAUUCUCCUCAAUCCAAUCCAACAAGGCACCAAUUGCACACAAGGUUAAUAGCCGAGUCGAUGACAAUUGUCUCUCCUCGGCCCUCAGUUGCGCAUAUCACAGAUUCCACAGCGGCCAUGAGCAAUACAAGCCCACCUUCAACAAGGCACUCAUCGCCCACAAAAAUAGACCCCAGCAACUUUUCUCUGCUUUCGAUCUUGGUCAGCAAAAGAAAAUCCAUGGCCUUUACUUAUGCAUUCACAUUCGCCUUCAUUGCCUGCACUUUCUUCUUGGUUUUCAACCCUCUUCCUCUGCGCUUCAAGAGCAUCCUGCAUGCCUCCUUCUACUCUUCUCCUCAGAACCCAAAUGCCCAUUUGGAGCUUUCCCGGAAAGUUGACCCUUUUGCCCUGAAACCUGAUUCUUCACCACAUUUGGAUGAGAUUGCAAGUUUGAAGGUUGGUGAGGUGAAAAAUGAAAGCUUGAAGGGAAAUAAUAAUGAGGAUGCUCAAUCAUCCAACCCAAUUCUUUCCUUGUUCUCGGAAUCCACCAAUCAGACUUCCAGCAACACCGAAAUCGAAUUUUCCGGGAAAGUGGAGGGCUCCAAGAAAAGAAAGGACACAAAGAAGCCUAAAGAUUCUAAAGUGCGUUCUCAUUCUUCUUCUAAAGACUCCAAUGGAAAACAUGGUUCGAAAAAGAAAAGUGAUGGCAAAAAGGCCACGUCUAAGAAGCAAGGCAAACAAACUGAAUUGAAGUCUGAGUUGAUGAAUGCUUGUGACAUAUUUGAUGGAAGUUGGGUGAGAGAUAAUUGGUACCCACUUUAUGCUCCGGGGUCUUGCCCUCUUAUAGAUGAGCCUUUCAAUUGUUUUCUUAACGGUAGGCCUGAUAAUGGUUACGAGAGGUAUAGAUGGCAACCCAAACAUUGCAAUAUCCCAAGGUUGAAUGGUAAGAAGAUGUUGAGACUAUUGACAGGAAAGCGUCUAGUUUUUGUUGGUGAUUCUCUCAAUAGGAAUAUGUGGGAGUCUUUGCUUUGUAUUCUUAGAAAUUCAGUGGAUAAUAAGAGCAAAGUUUAUGAAGUCUCUGGUAGGGAAGAAUUUCGUACAGAGGGUUCUUACUCUUUUAUAUUCGAGGAUUAUAAUUGUUCAGUGGAGUUCUUUCAAUCGCGAUUUCUAGUUCAAGAAUGGGAGAUGCCAGAACCAAGUGGAUCGAAAAAGGAAACACUUCGCAUUGAUUUGAUUGAGAGAUCCUCUGAUAACUACAAAAAUGCAGAUGUUCUCAUCUUUAACACAGGUCACUGGUGGACUCAUGAGAAAACUUCCAGUGGGAAGGGUUACUAUCAAGAGGGUAGCCAUGUAUAUGGUGAAUUGAAUGUCGACGACGCAUUUGAGAAAGCUUUAACGACAUGGGCAAGAUGGGUGGACACCAAUGUAAAUCCUAACAAAACUGCUGUUUUCUUCCGGGGCUAUUCACCUUCUCACUUUAGAGGUGGAGAAUGGAAUUCUGGAGGGCAUUGUCACGGUGAGACAAAGCCAACUACAAAAAUGGAAUCCACAGAAUAUGGAGGUGAAUAUCCAUCGAACAUGAAAAUCUUGGACUCAGUAGUCAAGAAAAUGAAGACGCCAAUCUUCUAUCUGAACAUUACAACAAUGACUGAUUUCCGGAAGGAUGCUCAUCCAUCUAUUUACAGAAAGCCAAAUUUAACCGAGGAGGAGAGAAAACCACCUAUGAUCCAGGAUUGCAGUCACUGGUGCCUCCCUGGUGUUCCUGAUACAUGGAACGAGCUUAUAUAUGCUCAACUCCUUAGACGUAACCAGAAGCAAUAUAAACAGAAGAAACAACAAAAUCAGAGGACACCAUUUUAGAUAUGGAGAAAAUAAAAUUAAGUAGUAUACGUUUUUUUUUUGGAAAGAUCAUCACAUGGAGAAAAUCCAACAAGUAUUCUCGAUCUUAUAGAUAGUAAAGAAGGAUAAGAACAAAAGUUGUAGUUGGGCAAGGGGUGGGAUAAUGUGCUCUAGUGCAAAGUUGUGUUUGCACAUGUGGGAAAGAGGUGAAGGCUGGAGAUGGAUAGGGUAAGAGGAAGGAAUGGCGAGGGAAACAUGAUUUGAUGCUUCGGUUGCCACUGAAAUAAUGACAGUAUUGGCCCUUACAGACGUCUCUGGCGGAGAUGGACAAAUGGUGAUUGGAAACAGAAAGUGUUGAUGAUCCUGGUGCAAGAGGUGCAUUAAUGAUGCUAAUUAAUGAAGGAUGCUAUCAACCCUCUAAGGCAAACUCUUGAAGGGACUCAAGUUCUUGUUCAUGCUGCUGGUUCUUUUGCAAACAUUGUGCACUGAAACUGGUUGGUUCAGGUGGGUUGGUGGUCACAGAAGCUGGUUUUGAUACUGAGAAGUUCAUGAAUAUAAAAUGCUGGUAUAGUGGUUCAACACCACAUUGUGCAGUUGUAGUUGCAACUAUAAGGGGCUUGAAAAUGCAGGGUGGUGGGCUGGAAAUUGUUGCUGGGAAGCCGCGUAGUAAUGCCUGCAUAACUGAGAAUGUGGCUCUGGUUGAGGCCGGUUAUGUGAAUUUUGGCCAGGCAUAUAUAUCAAACACAAAAGUCUAUGGUGCUGGGGCAUAUGAUGCAGUUAUUUGUAUCCAUCAUGCCGAUGAUGGAAGAGCAGCGGUUAGUCACUUCCUCCCAUUAGUCUUAUAACUGACAAAAGGAAUUGCGCAUCAAUCUCUCCUGACUAGGCGUUGCUUCUUGACAUUGAUAUUGACACCACUACCGGAAAGGUUAUCGGUCUUUCUUGAGAAUGUAUUUGGCUCUUCAUAUGCUCACUGAGGCCAAUCUUUUCCAAAUUUUAUCAAACGAAAGCGUGCCAUCUCUUCCCCUUACCAUUACAGUUCAUCAAACUUGUUAUUGUGCUCUUUGAUUGUUAUGUCAGUCUCUGUAUUUUUAUGUCAUUUUUCUGUUACAAUAACGAUUUCACAAAUAAAAGAAGAAAUGUACAAAUCAUUUUUAUGUC